Messenger RNA from Acanthosepion pharaonis, 723 nucleotides. Lineage: Eukaryota; Metazoa; Mollusca; Cephalopoda; Sepiida; Sepiidae. The record is from the annotation of a GenBank genome assembly.
AUGAUAUACACAUUACCUUUUAUACAUGUAUGUAACUCAUUAUUAUUAUUAUUUUGCUUAUUCACAUCAGAUAUUUGGGUAUUGCUGUAUCUAUCUCAGUCUGUUCAUUAUCUAUCUAUCUAUCUAUCUAUCUAUCUAUCUAUCUUUUUUGUCCGCCUUUCUACUUUAGAUUUUUCUUACUUUCUUCUUUGGUUUCUUUUUCUUUCAUUUCUUCUUUCUCUUUACUUCCUUCUCUUUCUUUCUCUUUUCCUUACUCUGCUUUCUUCUUUUUUCGUCAUAUCUUUUCUUUCUUUCUUUACUCUCGUUCUUUUUCUUCAUUCUUCCUUUUUCCACUCUUUUCAUUCUUUCUUUCUAUAUCUCUUUCUGUAUCUUUUUCUUCUUUCUUUCCUAUUUUUUCUUUCUUUCCUCUAUCGUUUCUUCAUUAUAGACGUCGCAUAUAACCAAAUAGAGUUUCCGUUUAUGUCAUUACGUGUCUACUCCUCUUUCCCAUAUACCCACCCUGCGGGUCAGCCAUCAGCUGUUGUGAAACGAGGCGUCCCUCUCCUUUCUCUGAUCUUUCUUCAUAUCUACUCCGUUCACCUUUUUUUGCCGUCCUUUUUUCUCUUCACCCUACUCUCGCUCACUUCUCGCACAUUUUCUUCUGGUAAAAACGGAAACUUAUCUUUGUUUCGUCUUGAACUGUGUAAGUUGGGUCGGUUGUACCCGCCUUCCACCGGAAAUUAG